Molecule: messenger RNA, 1586 nt
Organism: Saccostrea cuccullata (small rock oyster)
Lineage: Eukaryota; Metazoa; Mollusca; Bivalvia; Ostreida; Ostreidae
Product: aplysianin-A-like
Exons: 4
Coding region: 124-1542 (472 amino acids)
Molecular function (GO): oxidoreductase activity
Source: RefSeq, a predicted model, not a curated record
GGAAAAGUGGAGGAUAUAACCAUUAUUGGGGGCGGAAUCGGGGGUACCUACACAGGAUGGAGGCUCAGGAACAAAGGCCUCCGGAUAGGAAUUUAUGAAUACUCAAAUCGUGUUGGGGGCAGGAUGUACACAAGAACUUUUCCAGAUGCCCCCGACCUCCCGGUUGAGUUAGGAGCCAUGCGACUGAGGCCAGCAGACCAUCUAAGAAUGAUUAAAGCCGGAAGAGAAUUAGGGUUAACAUUUGUUCCUUUUGUUGAAGAAUUUGGGCGGAUUCCCGAACGCACCCGCCUUUUCCUGCGUAACACGCACCUGUGGAUCUCUGAGUUAGGGACGUCCAGAGCCCCUUACCGACUUAGGCCAGAGGAAAGAAGAGAUCCUAAUGAAUUAGCAAGGUUACUAUCUGAACGGUUUACAAACUAUAACGGUUCUGACCCAAAUACAGAACGGUUUACUGCUGUCACUCUCAGAGAUGGAGUACCUUUAUAUUUACAGAGCUACAAAGAGGUUUUACGAAAAACUGGAAUAAGUAAUGAAGGAUAUAAAUAUUUACUGGACAACUCUUUAGUCAAAUCUGGUUUUGGAGAUGACCAAAGCAUUAUACGGUUUCCUCGAGCAAGACGAGGAUUCGAAGAGAACACGACUCCCAAUAGACUUCCACGGGUGGUUACUAUUCCGACAGGAUUGGUUUCAUAUCCCAUGGGAUUUCUGAGACGAUUCCUGUCAAGGAACCCAAAAAGACACCGGUAUCAUCCAAACAGCCAACUCAUUAGAAUAUCAAGAAUAAAAAGAGGACUUUACCGAUUGAUAUUUAGAAGAACAAAAACUAUUAAUGGCAGAACUAUUCCUACAACUAGAUACUUCAGAGUGGUUACUCGUAAUGUAAUACUAGCUCUACCAAAAAUUGCUAUACAGCGGAUUCAGAUGCCAAAUUCUGACAAUCCAGUCUUCCAGUCGGCACUCAAUUCAGUAAUUGAUAAUCAAGCCUCUAAGAUAUUCCUUGUGUACGAUUAUCCAUGGUGGCUUAAUGAGCGAUACAAUUUCACGUUUACCCAAUCAGAUCUACCGUACAGACAAUCUUUCCAUUGGGGGAUAUCUCGCACUGGUAAAGCAGUUUUUCUCAUGUCGUAUGCUGAUUUCGAUGAUGUCGCGUUCUGGAGUCAAUUGCAAAGGAGAGGAAAUGUCAUAAGCAAAAGAAAUGAUGAUACCCGGGUAACGGACGAGGUUAUAAGACACGCACAUAUUCAGAUUUCCAAAGUUUACAAGAUAGACUGCAGACAUCUCCCUGCUCCUGUUGACGGAAUUAUGUUUGCUUGGGACAAGUACCCGUACAAUGGAGGCUGGGUAUCUUGGAAACCCGGAUCAAGAUGGUACGACAUCAAAAACUAUCUGACAGCACCUUUUCCUGGAGACAAUAUAUUUAUUGUACAUGGUUACUGGGGAGCGGAAUAUAAUGGUUGGGGGGAGAGUUCCUUGGAUGCCGCAGAUGACGUAUUAACUCACUUUGGAGUUCCAUCCUAUCUUUAUAGCAUGGGUAAAAAAUGAGUAUCCUUGUUACUUAGUUAUGGAAGACAAACAAUUGCAAACUC